CCCAAACUCCCUGCGGGCCCAAUAGAAUACUUGUUGCGCCGUCCAAUUGCUCUCUUCGCAACCACCGUCAGAUCGUUAUCGGUGGUAUCCCCCCCUCCCGCCAUGUCCGACGAUGAAGCAGACCCCGAGUUGCUCGCCCUCCUUCGCAAAUCCCUGGGGUUAGGUAGCGGCCCGGCCAAUCCACGAACGGCAGAGACAAAAGUCCUGGAAAAUGCGCAGCACGUCUUCGACAAUGCCAUCGAUGUCGCAUUGAGUCCCAUCAAAACAAAGGAGGCCGCGGAGACCAUCUGGCGCCUGAUGCAGAAGAAGGAAUACUCGACGGAAACCUGGUCCGAUCAUGAGCUACACCCGCAAGCGAAGGACGAGGGCACGGUCGCGUUCAUCUUCACCAUGGAUCUGCUCAAUUUCAGCUUCUGGUCCGAACUUCCCGAGGCCGAACGGUUUGCGAUCGACUAUCGCGGGAGACGCUGGACCGGGUACUGGAGCUUGGUGGCCGCCCUGCAGCGGGCGUUGGAUGAAGGGAUCCCAAUUACGGACCCCGAAUUCUGGGUGAACGAGGAGGCGUGCCCCGACGAGAAGCUCCAACAUGUCUUUCGGUCCGCGACAGAAGAGCCGAUCCCUCUGUUCCGAGAACGAGUGGACUGCCUGCGCGAGGCCGGACGGGUUUUGUGCAAGGACUUUGAGGGCAGUUUCCUGAACUGCAUCUACAACGCCAACUAUUCGGCGGCAGCCCUGGUCAAUAUUUUGGCGGAGUCGUUCUCCUGCUUCCGAGACGAGUCCUCCUUCCAUGGACGCAGGGUCCGACUGUAUAAGAGAGCGCAGAUCCUCGUUGCCGACCUGUGGGCGUGCUUCAACGGUGAGAGCUUCGGCGAAUUCCACGACAUCGAAAAGAUCACCAUGUUUGCCGACUACCGAAUCCCCCAAAUCCUCCACCAACUCGGCUGUCUGGUCUACUCUCCGCCGUUGACCAGCCACAUUCGCGACCUGAAGCCGCUGCCCCACGGUUCGACCUGGGAAGUCGAGCUCCGUGCCACCAGCAUCUGGUGCGUCGAGCUCAUCCGUCGCGAGAUCGAACAAAAACACCCCGGGUCGCAGUUUCGAACGACGCGCCAGGGAUCGAUGGACAAAUCCAAUACCCUGUCGCCGGAAGACGACCCCGCGAGGAAGUGCUCGACCCAGAAGCACUUCAAGCAGAAGAGCGUCCAAGAGCACAAGACCUCGAGCGUGAACGCCGUCCUCAUCGACUUCUUCCUGUACGACACCAUGAAAGAAAUUGAAGCCGACGGACAGGAGUCGAUUCCCCACCACCGCACCAGAAGCAUCUGGUAUUGAAGUUGUCCCCUAGGGACACCCGAGAUCGCACCAUCUACUCUGGUCCACCACCAGACAAUGGCUUUCUUUCCCAUUCACUUCUUCACUACUAUACCCUCGCUAUUUGUCCCACUUUCCGUUUCCAUAGAUAGACAUCACUGCUGUCCCUGUGCUGGCCACUAGGACUGUCGUGGUGAAUUUUAAGAGGCACACCGUGCGGAUCGCUUGAUUAGCCGGGCCUCGCGCUCUUUCUCUGCAGUAUAGAAUACAGCAGGACUCUCAUCCAAUACCGAUUUCGAACGGUA
This is a messenger RNA of Aspergillus candidus, 1616 nucleotides long. RefSeq names its product queuosine 5'-phosphate N-glycosylase/hydrolase. Bases 103 to 1332 code for a protein of 409 amino acids. The record is from RefSeq and is a predicted model, not a curated record. NCBI's taxonomy places the organism in Eukaryota, Fungi, Ascomycota, Eurotiomycetes, Eurotiales, Aspergillaceae. The transcript is spliced from 4 exons.